Molecule: messenger RNA, 1330 nt
Organism: Schizophyllum commune H4-8
Lineage: Eukaryota; Fungi; Basidiomycota; Agaricomycetes; Agaricales; Schizophyllaceae
Product: HAD-superfamily hydrolase
Exons: 6
Coding region: 117-857 (246 amino acids)
Source: RefSeq, a predicted model, not a curated record
CGACGCGUUCGCAACUCGUCAAGCGCCCGAUGACGUCGACGAAAUCAUUUCACGGCCCGCGAUCCGCACCACUCAGAGUCAAUGUAUCCUGAUGACCCUCCGUCCUGCGCACGGUCAUGAGUGCCUACCGCGGUAUACGGCUCGUCACCUUUGACGCCCUGCACACCCUCAUCACACCCCGCGCUCCCAUCCACGUCCAGUACUCCAACACAUUCGCGCCCUAUCUCGGCGUCCUCGAUCCAGAUGCGCUCAAGCGAUCGUUCAAGACGGCACUCAAGGAGAUUCACAAGUCGGACCUGACGUACGCCAAGGGAAGUCAUACAUGGUGGGGGGAGGUCAUCAAGAGGACGGCGCUGGAUGCAGGUGCCGAUCCACAAGAUGUCGACAAACACUUGGAUGAGAUCGUACCUCGCUUGCUGAAGGUGUUCAGCUCACACGAAGGAUACAAGGCCUUCGACGACGCGCUGCCCGUCCUGACGCGUCUGAAGGAACUGGGCAUAAGCACCGCCGUCGUCAGCAAUGCAGACUCCCGGAUGCACAUGGCCAUUCGCGACCUCGAGCUGUCACCUUACUUGGGCCCCAUUGUGCUCAGUGAAGAAGCCAAGAUCGCGAAGCCCUCAGCGGAUAUCUUCCUCGAAGCCAUGCGUCACGUUGACCCAUCUAUCAAGCCUGAGGAGUGCCUACACGUCGGCGACGAGCUCGAAGCCGACUACCGCGGCGCAACGGCUGCUGGCAUUCACGCAUUGUUGCUGCGCCGGCCAGGCGACACUGAAGCGCACGUCGAAGAAGGCGAAAACCUGGACGGCGUGCAGACCAUCCAGAACUUGCAGGGUGUCUUGAAAUGGCUGGGAGCAUAGCUCGGGCAAACGAGGGGCGACUAGCAUGGCAUCCAUGUCGUGUAGUAGUAGCGGUACGUGCAGUGCAACACAUGAAUGGAAAUGAUAGAACCGGGACGCGAGCACUUCUAUCCCGGAGCGGCUGGUGAGGGAAGUUGAGGAACUGGUUAAGGGUCGACAAGGUCCUCCGCCGUGAGGUUGGAGCCCUUCAUGACCUUCUUGCCCUCCGUCGCGAGCUCCUCCGGGCGUUCCGCUAGCUUGAGCACCGACCAGCGAAUGACACGGGGGUCCUGGCGCAUGAUGCCGUUCAGGGACCUGAGCGUCCGUGGCGCGGUGUCGAAGUGCAAUGUCCAAUAGCUGUGAUCGCGCCGAAGGGAUGGUGGUUCAUGGGAAGUGCAGCGUUUUCGAGUGAGCGUUGUACAGACGAGCGGUGUAGAAAGCGCAAGGAGGUAGGGAGAAAGUCGCUCAGCAUACAGCCCUUUCCACAAAAAAAC